AUGGCGAAGAACGUGUUUGCUGUCCAAAUUUUCUUUAUUAUGUUCCGCGAGUGUCUGGAGGCAGUCAUCAUCAUCUCCGUCCUCUUGUCCUUCCUCAAGCAAUCUCUCGGAGGACCAGACCAGGAUCAAGCCAUCUAUAAACGCCUAGUCAAGCAAGUAUGGCUUGGCUCGUUUGCAGGUAUCAUCAUCUGUCUCAUCAUCGGCGGCGGCUUCAUCGGAGCAUUCUAUGGCCUCGGCAAGGAUAUCUGGGCAAAAUCUGAGGAUCUUUGGGAGGGCAUCUUUUAUUUAAUUGCCACCAUCAUCAUCUCCUUCAUGGGACUUGCGCUCUUGAGAAUCAACAAGAUGAAGGACAAGUGGCGCGUCAAGAUCGCACAGGCCUUGGCUGAGAAAUCAGCCGAGUCAGCCAAGCCAACCUCUUGGCUCGGUGACUGGUCAAGAAGACAUGUCAUGUUCAUCUUGCCUUUCAUAACAACCCUGAGAGAGGGUGUGGAAGCUGUUGUCUUUAUCGGUGGCGUCUCUCUUAGCUUGCCCGCAACAGCUUUCCCUCUGCCUGUUAUCUGUGGUAUCAUCGCUGGUCUCGCUGUCGGCUUCUUCAUCUACCGUGGCGGUAACCUCAUGUCGAUUCAAAUUUUCCUCAUUGCUUCCACCGGCGUGCUGUAUCUGAUUGCCGCUGGCAUGUUCUCCAAGUCCAUCUGGAGUCUUCAAUACCACACGUUCGCUCAGCGUGUAGGCUCAGACGUGGCCGAAGUUGGAUCGGGCCCAGGAAGCUACGACAUUACUGAAACCGUCUGGCACGUCAACUGCUGCAAUCCCGAAACCGAUAACGGCUGGGAUGUCUUCAACUCCAUCCUUGGCUGGCAAAAUACCGCCACUUAUGGCUCCGUCAUCGCGUACAACGUCUACUGGGCAUUCCUGGUCUUGACUGUCUCUCUUCUCAUCUAUGAGGAGAAGACCGGAUCAUUGCCCUUGAAGAACCAAUUCUUGAGUGUCGUGUCCAAGGUCCCGGGACUUAGAGGAUGGGCUGCAAAGAAGCGUGCGAACCAGAACUCGAAUGUCAAUGAGCAUGAAGUCUUCCGACAGGUCCAAGCCGCCGGCCUGCUCAGGGAAUAG
Molecule: messenger RNA, 1110 nt
Organism: Trichoderma aggressivum f. europaeum
Lineage: Eukaryota; Fungi; Ascomycota; Sordariomycetes; Hypocreales; Hypocreaceae
Exons: 2
Coding region: 1-1110 (369 amino acids)
Biological process (GO): iron ion transmembrane transport
Cellular component (GO): high-affinity iron permease complex; plasma membrane
Molecular function (GO): ferrous iron transmembrane transporter activity
Source: RefSeq, a predicted model, not a curated record